Molecule: messenger RNA, 1865 nt
Organism: Centruroides sculpturatus (bark scorpion)
Lineage: Eukaryota; Metazoa; Arthropoda; Arachnida; Scorpiones; Buthidae
Product: ubiquitin-conjugating enzyme E2 variant 1-like
Exons: 5
Coding region: 89-544 (151 amino acids)
Biological process (GO): DNA damage tolerance; protein K63-linked ubiquitination
Cellular component (GO): nucleus
Source: RefSeq, a predicted model, not a curated record
AUAGCCUGAUGAAGACCCGGAUGGGGUCGAAAACGUUCGCUGAUGUAUAAAAUUCCAUUAGAGUAAUAUAAUCUCGCACUAGAGUUCAAUGAAUGUAAGCAAGAUGGCGGCUUCCACCGGCAGUUCAGGUGUAGUCAUUCCAAGAAAUUUUCGUCUCUUAGAAGAACUAGAACAAGGACAAAAAGGAGUUGGAGAUGGUACUAUUAGCUGGGGCUUGGAAGAUGACAGUGAUAUGACUCUUACUCAUUGGACAGGCAUGAUUAUUGGUCCUCCUAGAACACCUUAUGAAAAUAGGAUUUAUAGUUUAAGAAUUGAAUGUGGACCACAAUAUCCAGAUGAACCACCAAGUGUCAGAUUUAUUUCAAGGAUCAGAAUGACAGGUGUUAAUGAAAAUACUGGCGUGGUUGAUCGACGAGCUAUUACAGUAUUAAGUCGUUGGCAACGGAAUUAUUCUAUUAAGUCUGUCCUUCAAGAAUUGCGUAGAGCAAUGACUUUGAAAGAUAACCAGAGGUUGAACCAGCCACCUGAGGGAACAGUUUUUUAGGAAAUAUAAAUGUGAAGUUAAGCAUGCAAGUCAUUACUAAGAAAUUUCAGCAAUCAUUCAAGACUGUUCUGUGCCUAAGAUAAUUUGCUAAAAUGGAAAGGUAAUUGGUGAAUUAUAUAUGGGAUCUACAGAUUUUAAUGUUGUAUCUGUGGCCCCUUAUACUGCAUGCAUCUUGUAAACAGUUUGAAUAUUUAAAUAUUUGUUGAACAUUAUAUUACUUGAAUUCAGUGUUGUAAAUUUAAUUGUCAUUGUAAUUUCAAUAUGAUUUUGUUUUAAUAAUAAAAAAUGAAAACUGGUUGUUGUCAAUAAUAGUAAUAGCAGAAGGGGCCACUAGAUGUGAAUGCCAUAUGUUAAUGUUUUUUCUUAGGAAAGAAAAAUAAGAAAAUCACAUUUAAUAUUCCAAUUCCAUAUUCUCUACUACAUUUAUCCUCUGAUCUCACUGGGUGGUGUUUUUGCAGCGUUUGUGAGACAGUAAUGUUUAAUUUUGCAUGCAUAAGUGCCACACCAUCUUGAUCUGCAUUGCCUUGCAAUGUCCCUUUCGUGAACACAGCUGUGAAAGAAUGAUGGAGUUUUCAUUUGUGUAUUUUUUUCUUAAAUUUUUUUUAAACUUAGAUAUCAUUCCUCAUAUAUGAAAAUUUAGUUAAAUUGUUUUCUAUAUAAUUAUCAAAGAUGUGGAAAUAAAUAUUUAUUCUAUGUCAGUUAUAUAAGAUUUGUUACCAAAGUUUUUAGUACAUAAUUAAAAAUAAGAGAUCAUAGAUGAUACAGUAAUUUAUGUACAGCUUCUUAUAAAAGAAUGUAGCUGCAGUAAUUUAGCAAUGAUUACUGAUAUGAUAACCAAUUUAAACUUUCAUUCUGUGAACCAGAAAAUUUCUUUCAAAAGUUACCUGUAAUGAUUAUAAUUUUGCUCAAUGAUGAGUUGUCUAUAAACAGUUUUUGUGUCUAUGAUCACAAUUGUCACAAUUUUUGAAGAUAAACUAAAUGAAAUAUUUCAGCUUGCUAUUGUAUAUUGUUAUUUCUGUUACGUGAAAUAAUUUUCUUACCAGUUCACUGUAAAUGGGCCAUAUUUUUUCCUUCCUUCAUAAUUAUUUGUCUUUAGUGAAAAUUGAAAAUAAUUUUAUUGUAUACUCCUGGAAAAUAUUAGAAUUGUAAUACAUGUUUGGUAAGCACAAAGAAGCAAUUUACAAACCUCUGUUGGCAUUUACUCUACUAGAAAUGAUUGAACUGUACAGAAUUAUUGUCUUAAAAUUAUUGAUACUCACAUCUUUCCCCCAAUGUAGAAAUACAAAGCCAACAGAAAUAAAAUUGCAUAUAUGAUUCUAAA